AUGGGACAGCCUGAGCCAGUGGCUGAGAAAGUGAAAUCAGAUGAGAAGCUAUGGGCAGAUGGGACUGAAAAUGUAGGAGAAGGAAAAACAGGUCUAAUGAGAAGCUGGGGGUGGGAAGAGAGAAUUGGGCUUAGUUGGGCAAAGAAAUGGGAACAAGGAACAGUGAGUAGAAGACUGAGUCUGGACAAGGAGCUUGGGGAAGAAGAUUUGAACUGGGAACCAGUGGAGAUAGAGAAUGCGCAGUGCCGGGUGCUCUCCAUCCAGAGCCAUGUCGUGCGCGGCUACGUGGGCAACAAGGCGGCCGCCUUCCCCCUGCAGGUUCUGGGAUUUGAAGUUGAUCCUGUGAAUUCUGUCCAGUUUUCAAACCAUACCGGUUAUGCCCACUGGAAGGGGCAGGUGUUAAAUUCAGAUGAACUCCACGAACUGUAUGAAGGGCUUAAACUGAAUAAUGUGAACCGCUAUGACUACGUGCUCACAGGUUACACAAGGGAUGCAUCAUUCCUUGCAAUGGUGGUUGAUAUUGUUCAGGAACUGAAGCAACAGAACUCUAACGUGGUAUAUGUUUGUGAUCCAGUGAUGGGUGACAAAUGGGAUGGAGAAGGCUCUAUGUAUGUGCCCAAGGAUCUUCUUCCAGUCUACAGGGACAAAAUUGUACCUGUGGCAGAUAUAAUAACUCCUAAUCAGUUUGAAGCUGAGUUGCUCACUGGCAGAAAGAUUCACACAGAAAAAGAAGCUUUAGAGGUAAUGGAUAUGCUUCAUGCAAUGGGACCAGACACAGUGGUGAUCACAAGCUCAGACCUACAGUCUUCUCUAGGAAAUGACUACCUAAUUGCACUAGGGAGCCAAAAGAAAACUAGAGCAGAUGGCACCAAAGAGAUACAGAGAAUUCGAAUGGAGUCUCCUAAAGUGGAUGCUGAUUUUGUUGGAACUGGAGACUUGUUUGCUGCAAUGCUCUUGGCCUGGACACACAAACAUCCAAAUAACCUUAAGGUGGCAUGUGAGAAGACUGUAUCAGCCAUGCAGCAUGUCCUGCAAAGGACCAUCAAGUGUGCAAAGGAACAGGCUGGAAAAGGAAACAAACCUAACCCAGCCCAGCUGGAAUUGAGAAUGGUCCAAAGCAAAAAGGACAUAGAAAACCCGGAGAUAAUAAUAAAAGCUACUGUGUUGUUAUAAAGGCUGUAUGUCUCCCAGUAACGCACAAUGUAUUGAUGUCCUCUUUUUUCUUUCCCGUAAAUUGUAAUGUUUGCCUUAGAUCUGUGACAAAAACCUGACUUCCAUGAAAUAAUGCCUUGCAUAGGCAGAUAUCCACUAUCAAACAUAUGUGCUGCCCUUGCUUGGUUUAAGGGGGAGGAAAAAAGUGAGUUGUAUAACUUACUCACAGGAAUCAAAAUGGCUGUGAAAUUCACUUAGUCUGUGUUUCAUGGCAAGAGAAUACAGGGCUUCCUGCCUUGCCAAAGACUUUGGGUGUGAAUUUGCAAGUGGAAUAGCUGGCUGACUGGCAAAUGUAUUGUAGCAAAGCAUCUAGUACCAAUUUCAUUAGCUACCUACUCCCUUAACUAAAGGCAUUUGGUAGGUAAUUGUGAUAUUUACUAUCUCAGCUGCUAGUAGGGCUGAAAUUGCACACAGCUUUGGGCUGUGUGUAGGGAGCAGAUCAGAGAUAUUUAGCAUUAGGUGCUCUGCAAAGGUCUAGAGGUAUCAUUUCAUGUUGCUAAUAACUUAUCCUAUUUCCGGCCUAUGAAUGAAUAUGUGAUUCCAAUUUCUAUAGGUGCUAAUCCCUUAAUUUCUAGUGACCACAAGUAUCUACAUCACUUUGUCUGCAUGCUCCACUUCAGAAAAGAACUAUUGUAUUAGUUUAAUUAGCCAGUAAGUAGCACCAGGUAGAAAUAUGUAAUUCUACCUCUGAUACUAGAUUUAAUUCUUUUUAAAUUAAGACUUCAAGAAAAAGCUUCUUUAAGAAAGGAAGGUGCUGUGGCUACUUCUAGUAAAAGCCAAGUAAACCUAUUGGUAUUGUAAUGGACAGCAAGCCACUGGAGUACUGAGAACUAGCAUUCUUUGUUGAGGGCAUUGUAUACUUUAUUAAUGGUUCGAUCUAGAAAUCUCAGAGGGCUCACCUGCUUAAUUAAAAUGAGCACCAUAUAAGAGGUUCAUCAGUAAAGUACAAUAGUGAACAGUUGCCUACAUUUGCCUGAAGGCGUAAGUAGAACUAUUAAUUUGUUCAUAAUGCCACUUUUAGACAGUUUUAUUAUCUGAAUUUUAAGGAAUUAUUUUAUGCUUGCGAAAACAGCAGUUUUUUUAAUGUUAGAAUAUGUCUAAGGAUCUAUACUACUACUUAUCAUCCAUAGAACCUCAGCACUUCAGUGUAAAGUUCCUCUUCUAGUUUCUCUCUCCUUCCAUGGAGGCAGCAGGGGAAUUUUUAUGGCUUAAAAUUUUGUAUCAGAAUCCAGUUCCCUGACAUGCUUUCUGAAGAAGUUUCUUGACAAUUUUUGUACCAUGUAUGCUGGUAACAUUCCUGGGAGACGUUGAUUACCAGUAACUCCUCUUGACUUCAACAGGCACUGCAAGUUCUCUGCACCUCUGAGAAUGAGCCUUAGUAUGGUGUAUGUGCCCAAACCUGAAGACACACUGUGAACUUGAUUUCUUCAUAGUGGCAUACACAGAUACAAAUUUCACCCUCUUGCAAUGGGGUGGAGGGGAGAGGGGGUUGUACAUCCAGGGGCAUGCUAAAAGAAGGGCAGUUUUGUUUCAUACACUGUCUGAGGCUGCCCAGGAAAAGCACUUGAUCUGUGUAUUUCCUGGAUGCCUUCCCAGAAACUUCUUCCUGGCCAGUUACUAAGCUAUGUCCAUUGACUAAGUGUAGGUCCCUCAGCCAUGAUUGGGUUGUAGGUAGAGUGUGCCACUGCAAUCUUUGUGCAUCCAACCUCCCAGUGGACUUUCUGCCAUCAGAGUCCCCGUUUUGUUUCCACUAGCAUACCCAGGUAUCACUAAUUUUAGGCCAAACUUUUUUUUUCCUUUUUUUAAUAGAGUGGAAUUUUUCCAGUUAGUAGUAGUCUUAAAUCCCUCUUUUUCAGCAUCUCGGAAGCAAAUAACACAUAAGAUGCUAAUGUGUUUUGCAGUACAUUUAAGGGAAGAACUCAACUUUUGCGCUAACUGGCUAAUACUUUAUCAUCUCCAGCGUACUCAGCAAUUAAGUUUGCUCUGCUGACAUAAGAAACACACACAAAUCUGAAAAUUACUUGGUAAACUUGACUGGAGUGCCACAAUUUACAGUAACCUCAACCAUGAAAUAACUUUCUAGCAAUAAUAAUUCAGUUAAUAUGAAUAAAGCACAGCAGUUUCCUUCAGUGCAUGAGUUUAUGGCUGAUGUCCAACAUUCAUAGUCAUAACAAAGCACAAUUUAGUCAGGCUUCUUCCUCAGCACUGUAUCUUUAAAAUAUUUUAAAGCUGUUUUCCUUCUAGAUACCUUAAUCACUAAUUUCCAUAUGUUUAAAACUGAUCUUUAUUAAUUAACUGCCUUCUUGAGCAUAUGUUGUUUGCUAUGGAAGCUGCAUGGGAAACAGACAUCUUUCAAAUUGGAGGUAGUAGCUUUUAAAUCAAAAUAUUCAAUAAUAAAACUCCAAGGGCUUUCUACUUAUUUUUCAACAUAAAUACAGUUUUAUCACUACCAGCUGCUAGUUACUUAGUGGCCAUGUAGCACACUCUGUGGAUAAUAAGCAUAAACCUUUUUUAUUUCGCUUUUUUAAAACCCAUAACAUUUCAUGUUGAUAUUUGCAGUGGUUCCCAUAGAUUUGGGAAGCCUGAUCAACAGAUUGUUGCUCCAUCUUUUCACACGAUGAUUCUUUAAUAUGGGGAAGCUAUUUUAAACUUAUAGGAAUAAUCCCUCUAGGAUCUUAAAUUUUCCAUAGGCUAGUGAAAGAUUCCUGUUCUUCGCAUCGGGAUCAAAGAGAGAGGUUCAUAAUCCUCUCCUCCUUUUGGAAAGCAGUAAUAACAAUACAUGAUCCAAGCUUUUUGCCAUCAAGAGAACAUAGUUAUGGUAAGAUUGCAAUCAAUUUUAGGAUUGUAGGAACAAAUACGUUUAUUUGGAAAUGGAAUAACAGAUGCCAUCAAUGAGAUUAAUAGAUUAAAUGACAAUAAAUCAAUUCAGAAUUUUUAUCUGUGGAACAGAGGCCAGCUAUUAUGUGGGGCAGAUGAUUUGGCAUGGCUGCUUGAACUUGUGGUCCAAAUCACAUAUUUGGACCGCAGGAGUGGCCUGUGCCUGAUGCUUCAGAGAAAAGCAGACACACCCUCCCCCUCCAGGAUCGCUCCUUCAGUUUGAUAUUCAUGACAAAUGGACACAGUAGAGGGAAUGCUUAACCUUAAAGACUUGAAUGCAGAAGUGUACUUGGAGAAGUUAGGUUAUGAACUGGCUGCAAUUUGCAGCCGCUGCAUUAUGUCAUCUGUUGAAGUCAGUGGGAGAUGCUCAUAUGAUAUGUGCAGGAACUUCUACUGAAGUCCAUCAUAUUCUUUCUGUGACUUUAAUUAGAUCAGGUCUUACAUCAGCUACAGAAUCAGGCUCACUGUCUAACAAUAAUAAUUGAAGGCCUAUUGAGAAACUGACUGUAAAUACAUAUUGUAGUUACCUUUGUGUAGUCACAGCAUGUGGACAAAGGUAUUUUUAAAUGUUAAAUCAAUUCGUAUAACUUACAGGCAUUUUUACCAGUUAAUGUUAUGCAGCACUUUUUCCUAGUGUUUUUAGAACAAACUGUGACAUGUGGGGCACACGAUCUCAGUCCAAUCAGAUGCUAACAUUCUUUUAUUUCCCUUCUCUUCUCUUGGAGUAACAUCCAUGAAGAUUCCACUGAUACAGAAAAGACACACACUUCCAGAGCAACAAGCACACAGCUCACUAUUCACUCUGGCCUUUUUCACAGUUGCCAAUUAUCCAUUUAAAGGAAAUGAGGCUAGUACAGGGGUCAUCUUAUCCACUUGCAGAUCUUCAUACAAAGAAAAGCUGUCCGUCUAAAAUGAAUGUCUCUAAUGACUGCAGAGGUACAAGCAACUUGGCAGCAAGCUGUAGAUUCAAUAAUUCUGGUCAGUGAUUUUUCAUCUGUUGUCAAAAUGGAAGGCUGAUGUUACUUGAGCUAGCUAAUUUGUGUUUGAACCCAUUUUCUAUACUGUGCUUCUUUGUGUGCAGCCUUUUUGGUUAUUAUAGUUUCACUUACUUGUGAAGCCUUAUGCAGAUGGACCAAAACUCACUUAAACUAAUGAUCUGGCCUAUUGUGGGCCAGAACCCAGCCUUUUUGUGCAUAAAACUUUCACUGACUUCCUUGGAAGAUAAAUGUAUAACAACAUUUUAAAGUUUUAAAAAAGUGUCACAUGGAAGUUUUAUUCCUACUUUGGUAUAAAUACACUUAAAAUCUGCAUUAAAAUUAGUAACUUAGAUGUUCAUUUGCUGAUUUAUAUUUAAAAUGCAAGAAAAUGAUAACAUACUAUACAAUAGAAUUGGAGGACUGAGGUUUCUAGCGAAACAUACUGCCUUGUUAAGAGUAUCCUAUAUGUAUCUUGAUUGGUUGAUGUUAAUUUGUUGUCUGAUAUGGUUACGGUGAUUGUGUUCGUCUAUUUUAAUUUGCAAUAUGUGUCAAAGAUUGUAAUAAAAAUGUCUACAUUAAUAUACUGUGCAUAAAUAUUAACUGCUAUUUUUGAAUGUUAACCAUUUCAGAAUUAAAACAAGAAGAACAGUUUGGUAGUGUUACUGAGUAAGUGGAUUUAAUUAAGGUUGUAUUAGUAUCUGAUAUGAAGACUGGGGGAACAAGAGGGAAGCCCACAUUUGAAUACCUAAAUCAUGCCAAUAUAAAACCACUGAACUGGGGCACAGUACAGUACUAGACUUGUCUUUAAGCAUUUAUUUGAAUGACUUUCAUAGCGGCAGAAACUUGCUGCAAGGUCAAGGGUUGAAGCUCACUAAUGGAGAGGAGGUGGAGUUAGUGAUGAAUUCUGUAGCAUGUUUUAGCUCCAUGACUGCUUUUGAGAGACCUACAUUUGCCAUUUGAAAAAUGACUCUGACAUUCUGCAUCUCUGUUCCCAUAUGCAUUUUACAGAAAGCUCAGAGUGAGAGAAUGUUUCCCUCACUGGGGAUUAGGGCCUCCAGAGACAGAGCCACAGUCCAUUCUUUAGUUCUGUUUCCUUAUCAGCGAAAUCAAAGGGAUUGCCAUGCCAGAUCACAUCCCUUUUGCAUCUAGCAUGGCAUCAUUUAAACAUUAGGGCAGUUCUGUGAGUGGAAGAAGGCAGAGAGCCAGUUGAGUGAGAAACAUGGAAGAUCCUCUAUUCAAGAAGUCUCUUCUGCAAAAUGCCAGACAGAGAGCCUGAUUUUGUAACUUAGCCAAAUGUCACUUAGCCCCCACACCAUUAAAUGAAACAAUGGCUCAUCUAUAUCCCUUUAAAAAGUUGAAUUGUAUGCUGGUAUAAAACUGGCACAUAGUCCAGCUACUUUAAAACCAAAACACUUCUUGAAGCUUAAACACUAAAUAAAUAAUUUAUCUUAAAUUGUACUUUUCAGUAAUGCUUCAUUGUUAGAGUACCUUUCAACACCUAUUUAAGUCAAUGGCAUUGAUUAUUAAUUGAACAUUUAGAGUAGAAUAUUUUCAGAAGAAAAACGGCUUUUGAAAAUACAUUUGUUUUUCUCUUGCUGUUUACUAUUGAUAAAUGAGAUCCUUGAUUGAAGGACGGUUUAUUCUGAAAAAUUAUAGCUAAUAAGCUGUGAAACUGGAAAUCUCUUCUAAAUAUAUGGGCAAAUUAGUGAGUUUAUGCACAUUUAUAUUAGAAGGUAAAAAGGAUGGCCCUGAUGCUUAUCAAAAACAUGAACUUGUGCUUAUUUUACCAAAGAACACUCUUGAACACAGAUCUCAUAGGGAAUCUGUAGUUUUUAAUAUGUUUUCUUUAGAAUGAGAUCCAAAGUUAGUUGCUCAGAAUUUAAAUUGAGUUGAAAGGAAACUAUCCAGGAGAAAAGAACAUAUAAACAGUAUAGCACCCCCAUGAAUUCCAUAUAGUUAAUCAAGAAACCAAUCCCAUGCCUCAACAGUGAUUCCAAAAAAAGUUUCUAUGGUUUAACACUUGUUCCAGUUACCAAGCUCACUCUGGACCUGAUUCAGGGAAGCACUUGCAUGCUUAGCUGUAAUGAAUCUUUAAGUAAAUGUGACAUAAGCAUAUGUAUAAAACUAAGCAUGUGUCUGAAGUACUUUCCUGAAUAAGGAUGCGUAUUCCUCAAUUGUUGCCUCUAGGAGCAGCCACAGGUAUAGAGGCAAAAAAAAACCUGAAUUUGUAGAGAAGUAGGCAGCGCACUAAAGAAAAUACCAACAAUAUUUGAAGGAUGUGCCAUAUAUUAUCACUGAAAUUACCUGUCUAAAUUGUGUAUUGCAUUUGUUGUUGCAUUGCUAUUUAUAAAAAUGUGUGUCUAGAUGAACGUAGUGUUAUGUACUGUGUAUAUGUGUUAAGUUUUAGUUGCAGUGGGGAGAAAAUGUAGAACUUGGGGGCUGGCUGUGCAGGCCUUCAGAACGGGAACAGAAAGUCUUACGAAUUAUAUUUUUAUAGACAGCACUGUGGCUUCAGGUCCCAGCCACACCAUAUCUGCCUCUUCCGGGAGCAUAAUGUUGUGAGGGAGGAGAGCAGAAGUUGGCUCUGACAUGGUAGGGAUAGUACAACCCCACCAGCCCUGGACAGCUUACAAAUAAAUAAAAUAUGCCUUUUUAAGUAAUAUUUUUUUAGUUCUAAAUUGUUAAACAGAGAAAUAUUUACAAGUAAACUUUCUAGGUACUUGAUAUUUGUGGAGUGUUUCAUAUUGAAUAGAUGACCCUGUUUCUGUAUAUGUUUACAUCUCUUAAAGAUUGUCUUUGAAGCAUAUAAAAUAAAUAAGUAAAUGAAUUUUAUGCCAGACAGAGUGCUAUGUAAUGAUAAUGGUUUUAAUUUUUGGUGAAAAUGUCAGCUUGUAUGGUGUUUGUGUAUAUUCUGGUUGGCUCUCAUGCAUUUUGUUCUUUCUACUGGAAAGGCUUAUAUUCUAAAUUGUGAAGAGUUGCAGUAGUACAGUAGACAAAAGGACUAAAUAAUGCUGCCUCACCCACUGUAAUUUGAGCAUUAAUUUUUUUCAACUCCAAUAGGCCCAAAUUUCAGUUUUGAGUUAUAGUAAAGCUAGAGAUAAGUUAGAAACUAAAGGAUUUUGAUUUUAGCAGGAUUCUGGGGUUUUGAUGAGAUGAGUCAAAAGAAUCAAAGUGAAUGUGAUUAAACUAAAACAGAACGUGACGCUGACUGGCUUUGUUUAGCUGCCCAUGCUGAGAGGAAUGCAAAAAUAGACGAACAGUAUGGAUGGAGAUAAGUGAAGGGUUUUUUGGUCUCAAGUGUUUUUUAAUAUGUGGCCUGACUUUCAGAAGAGCUGAGUUGCUAAAAUAUACCAUUCAGUUAGAAUUGUGGCGUUCCCAGCACCUUUGAAGAUCAGAACAAUUAUUUCUUACCUUGAUGUACCUUAUUGUCUAUGUCUAGACUGGCAUGAUUUUCUGCAAAUGCUUUUAACGGAAAUGAGCAUCUAGAUUGGCACGGACGCUU
This is a messenger RNA of Pelodiscus sinensis (Chinese soft-shelled turtle), 8568 nucleotides long. It is a transcript of the gene PDXK, whose product is annotated as pyridoxal kinase. Gene Ontology annotation, biological process: pyridoxal 5'-phosphate salvage. Gene Ontology annotation, cellular component: cytosol. Gene Ontology annotation, molecular function: pyridoxal kinase activity. Lineage: Eukaryota; Metazoa; Chordata; Testudines; Trionychidae. The record is from RefSeq and is a predicted model, not a curated record.